Molecule: messenger RNA, 1018 nt
Organism: Penicillium crustosum
Lineage: Eukaryota; Fungi; Ascomycota; Eurotiomycetes; Eurotiales; Aspergillaceae
Exons: 3
Coding region: 26-1018 (330 amino acids)
Source: RefSeq, a predicted model, not a curated record
CGAAUCUUCCGAACCCACCGCCAAAAUGCAGUUCAUGUUUCCAAAGAAGCAUAGGAACCACAAGAUCGUCCUUUGGUUGAUGGCCGGGGAGUUUCCGAUCACCAUCGUAAUGCUGACAUUGACGGGUAUCGCCUCCCACAAUCUAUACCAGACAUUGUUAUGGCAAGAUGGAGCGGACAAUGGAUUCAACAGUGCUCCGAAUGAGGCACUGUAUGCAGCAGCAAACUACAAACCGUUCAAGCCCCCCAUGGUUUGGUCCAGCUUAGCUAACCGCUCACCCUGGGAACAGUAUGACCAACUACAACCUUGUCCUCGGUGUUUUGAGCACUUUCUUCCUCAUCACAAAAUUACCCACCCACUGGAUGAACCUAUUUUACCCCCUGUUGCGGUCGUUGUUCACGCAUCCCUGAUGGUUCUCUAUAUCGUGUCAGCCGUGUACCAGGCUGGGUCUGACAUGUCAGACCCAAAACAUCCCCAGCCAGGAGCUCCAUGGUACAUUGCGAAGAGUUGCAGUGUCGCCUUCAAAAAAUCCAAUGUUGGAUACUGCAUGCAAGCCAAAGCGCUGUUUGCUGUGACCGUCAUCAUGAUUAUCUACUAUGCAGUUAUCCUCGGCUUCAAUAUCUACUCCUGUUUCAUCACCCCCGAAGAGCGGGAAGCGAUCCUGGAGCAGAGAGAAGAGCGUCGCAUCGAGAAGGAGUUCGAAGAAGAGAUCAUCAAGUCUCCUAGCAUGAUUCCCAUGACCCCCGGCUCGAUGCCCCAAGGACCAGGCAUGGUUCCUCGCACCCCGGGCGUUCCACCCAUGGCUGUUGGGGGAAAUAUCUCACCAUUCGCACCCCGCACACUGGCCUUCAACCGAAUUGGUAAUGGCAGUACUGCCUCAGACCUUCCGCUACGGAACAACUCCGGCGUGACCCAGCCCCAAUACCCGUCCCCACAAUCGCAUGAAGUCAGCCCGGAGAGUUCGACAGGGUCGCCGAUGUACUUCCCGCCGCCGCCAAAGAAGGCUGCUAAAGCCUAA